AUAUAAAAACUAAAGUUAAGUAUUUGUUAAAUACUUUUUAAACAUAAAGUAUAUACAUAUCCAAACUAUUAUUUUAUGUUUUAAAAAACAUUUGGAAAAUAUUAAACUUUAGUUUUUAUAUAUUUAUUUUCAUAGCUAAUAUAUUAUUAUAUAAUAAAAUUAAUUCAUUUAUUAACCCGCGGUUCAUCCGCGGUCGACCCAGUGACCCAGCGAUCCGGUUAGUCGUCCGGUUCAGUGUCCGGGUCGGGUUUAAAAACAUUGGACAUGUGUGAUUUCAGUGUCCGGGUCGGGUUUAAAAUUUAGAAGCAAAUUAUAAAUUAAGAGAACAUAUAUGAUUUUAAUGAUGAUAAAAUAUAAUAUAUCUCCCUUGUUUAAGUAUAUUGUGUUAUGCUAUUUUAAAAUACUAUGUAAUUAUUAGAUUUGCUUUGUUAUUCACAUUAUAUACAAAUAUCUAUUUUCGUAUAAGAAAAUAUAGAUAUAAAAAACUAUUUUAUUACUUCAAAAGUAUAUUUUAUGUUAUUUAUAAAUUUUUUCUUACUAUUUUCCGAACUUUCCUUUUUAAUGAAAUCGUAUUAUAUAUACAUAUAUUUUCGUUUUUAAAUUUGCUUUUUAAACUUUAUAUAUAUUUUGUUUAUAUUAUAUAUGUUAUUUGGAAAGUUUUAUAAAGAAAAUUAAAUGAAAAUUAAAUUAAAUCAAAGAUGAUAAUUCAAAAGGAUUUGUUUCCAGGAAAAAAAGACGAAACGUUAGGGUUUUCUUAGACCAUCUCCAAUGGUUCACUCUAUUUUUUAUUCUAAAAUAGAGUAACUCUAUAAUAGAGUUGUGAUAUACUCCAAUGGUACUCUAUUUUAGAGUGAAAAAUAGAGUGAUGAACAAAGAAAAAAUAACUUACUCUAUAUAUAGAGUAAACCCAUUUUUUACUCUAUUAUAGAGUGGAAAAUAGAGUACCAUUGGAGCAUUUUUACUCUAAACUCUAUUUUAGAGUGAAAAAUAGAGUGGGGUUGGAGAUGCCCUUACUCGGUUUCUUCUACAUCAUUCUCAUUUAAGUUUUUGGGAAAGCAUAAUUUUCAGAGAAUAAAAUCAUUAACCCAAAACUUCGUAAACUGAAAAAUUCCAUUAUUUAGUUAUUUAUUAAUAGAUUUUGUUGUUGUUGUUUACGAAAUAACUUAAGUAUGUAUAAUAACGAUGCAUCAUGUAUUUAUAAACUUUUGUUUACAGAAAUUCUUUAUAUUAAUAUUCUAAUUAGUUCAAACUUUUUUAUAUUUAUUAUAGUAUUUUUCUUUCUAUUUUUCUUCUUGGGGUAAGAAUUUUUCAUAUAAAAUGAAGGAAGGCUAAACGAUAAUGGAAAUCCAAGAGACAUAAUUCAGAAAAUAAAAAGAGUAAAAUUAAAAUACAAUGGAAAACCAGGAGACGUUUUAAAUUUGUUGUGUUUUCUUUCUAUAAAAAAGAGAGGAAACGAUGAAGCCAAACAAAACUCACUCACAAGUGACACCUCUCAAAAAUCGGAAGAAGAAAACAAAAGAAAAAGUGAUGACUGUCGAACAUCUCCAAGAUCAGCAGAAUGCGUCUUCAAGCGACGAAGAUUCCGUUGACAACUCUUUGUCGGCUGAAGAAGAAGAAACCGAUUCCGAAACUGAGCCGGUCGUAGAUUCCAAAAAGGGUGAAACUUCCAAGACAAGGGCAAACUCUUCGUCUCCAGUCACCAAGCCACCUCCCGCAGAUUCGAACAAGGUUGAAACUUCCAAGAAGCGCUCUAGUGAGACAGGUGAAGGAGAAGAAGCGAAGAGGGUUAAGAGGGUUUCACUUUCAGGAGACGGCGACAACAAAAAGAGUACAUCUUCCUCGGAAGGAGAAACCGAUUCUGAAUCCGAAACCGAGUCGGUCGCAGAUUCCAAAAUUGUUGAGACUUCCUCUAAGCCCAAGACCACGGCAAACUCUUUGUCGGAAGUAGCAACUGUGUCUUCCAGCUACGAAGAUUCCUCCUCCUCGUCGGGAGAUGAAGAAACUGAUCCCCCUGUCCCGAAUCCAGUUGUGGAACCUCCAGCAGAGUCCAGCAGAAAGGUGGUUGAAGCUUCCUCGAAGAAGCAGCCAUCUAUUGAGACAGAUGAAGGAGAAGCAAAGAGGGACACUAAGAAAAACUAUUUCCAAAGAGUUUGGACCGAGGAAGACGAGAUUGUUAUUUUACAAGGGAUUAUCGACUACCGAUUCGAAACUGGGUCAAACCCUUUUGAUGACAAGAACGCUUUAUAUGAGCUCCUGAAGGAAUCUGUCAGUUUUAAUCCUACAAAAAUCCAGUUCUUGGAGAAGAUCAGGGGCUUAAAAAAGAAGUUUGACAGCAAUCUUGGAAAAGAGAAGAAGAAAGGAGAAGAGUUGGCGUUUUCUAAAUCUCACGAUCUUGAGGCUUUUCGUUUGUCAAAGUUUGUUUGGGGAGAUCAUGAUGGUAUCACGGCUAAUGCCAUUGGAGUUGAGCCUGCUGUGUUGAAGCUUGAUGAGCCAAAGCAAGGGUCUGUUUCACUUGUUGAGUCAGUAACUCGUUUCGGUAUGGAUGAUCUUGUUGCUAAAAAAGGUUGGAGUAGGCUUUCAUCAGAGGAUAAGAAGAGUCUUGAGGAGGAAUGGGAAGCAUUGGCGCUUGAAGAAUUCAAGUUCUACUCUAGAAAGAGCCGUAUCAUUCAUGAUGCGAUUGCAAAGAUGGCUGAAGCUUCCCAACCAGACCAUUAGAUUUAUUAUUCUAAGAUUGGUUAUUUGAGUAUCUCUUCUAAACUCUACUCUCGUGACUUCCAUCUGUGUUGAAAGGCACCCAAAGGACUUUUUUAUUAUCUAGGUUUUGUUCUUCUUGAUUGAUUAUGUUGGAAUCAUCACAUUUUUUUCAAGUUUGAUUUUGGUUCCUUGCUAUCUCUAUCAAACUAUCACACAGCGUUUAUUUGGUUGGUUUAUUUGCUUUGCUAAAUAAAUAAAGGACCAAAUCUGUCAUGUCUAAUACAUAAAAGGAUUCAGUCCCAAUCUCAUCAAGUCAUCCGUGAUUGUUUUCAUAAGCUUCCUCCUAGAGCCAAACAUUGUUUUGAAAGCAAGUUCAGAUAAAGCACGUGUACAUGCUUAUGUUUCUUAAUAUAUCUUGAUUAAACAAAUGAAUGAACAAUAAUCUCACAUUUGGUUUCAAGGAGGCGAAUGAUGCUGCUUUGUGUAUGAAUUGUGAUAGGGGAGAGCACUAUUUAAGGAUCAAAUUUAAUUCUUAAAGAAUCCGAAAAUAAGCUUGCAAUCAAGUUGAUGCUGAAGUUGGAUGGUGUAAUUGAUGUUUCAGAGUACACAAAUUCUUUCAAAUUUCAGUUUUGAAGAAUCCGAAAUUAUCCAUGCAACCACUAGUGUUCUAGCCACUUGGUAGGCGCUUUCAGGGCAAGGGCAGGCUAUGGACCAACGGUGCAACCGCUCCGGAUCCAAGUCCAUGUUUUCCGUAUAUUAGUAGUUAAGGAGUCCAGUUUUUUUAGAAAUCUAUAUUUUUAUACAAAAAAUAUAAUAAAUAAAAUUGAAAAAGACAUUUUACCCUAAAACUUGUAAUAAUGUUAAGUCGGUCCUAUGAUCGGCCCUAUGAAAUAUAUAAUAUAUUUUCAUCACAAAAUAUACAAAAAAUUACUGAUUAAAUUUUAAAAAUAUUUUAUACAUCAAAUAAUAUAAAUCUUAAAUGGUAGAAAAAAACAUUUUACCCUAAGAUUUGUAAUAAUGUUAAGUCGGCCCUAUGAUCGCUUGUUAGAAGAUAUACAGAUACUAGAUAGAGACAUGCGCCUUGUACAGAAUAAAGUUAUAAUGAUAAUAAUAUCUUAUAAUUUACAUUUUUUGGUUUAAACAGUUUUUUUUUACAUUUCUUGGAUAUUGCAACUAAUUUUGAUAUACAUUAGUUGGUAAAAAUACAACUAAAUUUUCGUUUAUCCCUAAAUAAAGAGAACGCACAUGUUAAUUGUAACAUUGAAAAUUGUAGUAAUACGUAUUAUACAAUCAUACGAAUGUAGUGUGUAAUAAUGAGAAACAUAUUUGAAUUGCCAUUUUAAUUUCCAUGCACAUAACAUUUUCUUGAUUUAUUUAAUUUUGAUCAGAAAUGUUGCAAAAGUUAAAUGGGAUGAUAAACCUUUGUUGGUUUGAUAUUAUUUGAUGGGUUUUGGUCAUUUUAGUGGCCCUAUAAUAUUGAAAACGAAAAACAAAUUAUUUCCAAAAUCUGUAUGGAAAUAAAUCUAGAAACAAAAAAAUUGGUCAUCUCUCACAUACGAUUGAGAAAAGGGGAUCAACAACGAAUGAAUUACUCCUGAUGGUAAAAGUAAACACUUUAGUAUCUUAAAAGCAACCGAAAGUAAAACUGUUUUCAUGGUUCCAUGAAUCUUGUCUCCUUGUUAAAUAAAAACAAGGACUUAUCAAAUCACCUUACAAAUAGGUAGAACAAAAACAAAAACCUAUCUAAGCACCUUAAUGGGAAGCAGUAUAAUAUAGAAAACGUAUACAUAAACAUCAUCCUAUAUACUUUAUAACCUACUCUAGAAUCGACCAAAAACAUCUCUAAUACUUUCACCAUCCGCAGAAGAAUAUUGUUUACAUAAACAUAAAAGGCUUCAAAUCAGAGAUGAGGUUAAUCCCAGCCAUUUUAGUAUAGGACUUUUAAGAAGCACAAAAUACUUUGAGUCUGGCAUAGGGAAUGACUACACAUACAUAUGUGCUUCGUUUAUAUAGGUUGUAGAAACCACUACAGAGAAUUGUGAAUAUUUACGCCCAUUAAUCAUGGGAUUUACCUUGACAAUCACUCUUUGUAUUAAUCUCGUCAUAAAGGCAUAGGACAUUAAUUUGAGCCGUAUAUUAGUCCAUCAUAUUAUAGUAACUUAGGCGUUUCGGCUAAAUUUAGGAAACAAAAAAUGUUAUUGUCAAAUAUAAUUGAUUGCAGUGUACACAAAGUGUAUAUAUAUAUAGAUAUAUAUAGUUAAUGCAUAGUAUUUGAUUUCCUAAAAUCUUGAAAUGGAAAAACUUAUCGUAAUCACGUAACUGUGUAAUUUGCCAAAUUGAAGACAUGAACAUCUUGACUGUCGUACAUACUAUUUCAUCACAAUAACAGUCGGUUAUGUUAAAACCGAAGGGCAGCCAAUUACAUUAUAAUUUUAAUUCAAUUGGGUUCUUCGGUUAUAUUACAACCGGAAAACAUAAAAAAAACAUUGGAACAUGCCGUAUGGACACACAUGAACAUAGUAUAUAAAACAACUAAAAACAUAUGGUACACAAAAAAAACUAAAAAUAUUGGAACAUGCAGACACAUGAAAUGGUAUUCACUAUGGUAGAACUAAACAAUUUAGGAGCUCUGAGAAAGAGUUUAAUGUUCUUCAUAUACUGUAUUCUAAACUGUUGAGAUGUCCAAAUGUAAUGGUUCAAUGUUCUUCUCUAUUUACAAUUGGUGCUUGUUUCAAAACUCUUAUGUACGUUUUCAUUAUAUUUGCAGGAAAAAAGGUGAAGUCAGUGAAGCUCUGUUAUAACUCGUACGCCAAGAUUACGCUUUUUCGUAUGUGGGAUUAAGAAAUGUUUUUAUGUUCUUCUAUGGUAUCUAUAGCUGUUCUAUUUUUAACGAUGUUUUAAGUGUUUCUUACCAUAAAAUCUUUUUGAUUGUUAAUCUAUUUAUUACUUGCAGUUUUUAUAUACGACUGAAAUUAUUUUUAAGGGGAUGUGGGUUGAAUGACAGUGACAUAUCUUGUAAAUAGUCUAGUAAAAAAAGGGGAUAUAAUUAUUUAGGCUGAAAUUUAUUGUGAGAGUGCCACCUCAACAUGGCAUCCUUGUAAACAAUUUACAUUUCAAAGGUUAUUUUUUCAAAUUGCUUCUCCGUUAAUAAGAAAGGGAUAUUUCUAACCGCUUGUUAGAGGAUAUAGUAACCAUAUAGGCAGGGGCUUAGGCUGGCUUAAGAGGAUACUAGUGUGGAUCCGUACUUUGUGCGUAUUAAUAUAUCUUAUUAUAUAAAGUAAAGAUUGUCUCUUUCCCGGUGAGGACACGUCACUAAAUAGUGCAACGUGAGCUUGACACGUAUCCUUUAAAUUAAAACGCUUCGUUUCAUUUAGUCUGAUUUCGAUUUAUUCGGGCUUUAAUUUGUUGGGCUGUGUCUUAAUUUCGUCGAGCCCAUAACAUAAUAUAUCACUUCGCCUAGAUGAAACAUCGCGUUUUGUAUUAGAGUAGGCGGUGUUCAUCUUCCCAUCUCGAGAGACCAUGCCGAUUAGGGUUGCGCGAACGAUCUUCCAUCUUCUUCCUUACACUACGAAACGAUACAUGUAACCGAAUUAUCCUCAUAAAGCCAUCCAUUAACCUAUCAGUCACAAUCUAUAUUCAACUAUAAAAAGUCUUUUUCUCCGAUUUACAGACUGGCCGCUCCUCCUCCACCGUUCAAGUCCGCUUGCUUCGUUUCUGAGAGGCCAGGAAGGUACGCCGUGGUGGAGAUCUCAUGGGAGUGGAUAUGCUCUCACUUGAUUGUCAGAUUUUUGACUGAGAGAUGAUAACGAAUGUGAUGGAGGAGAGAGAUGAAAAGGCCAGUGAUUGCUUCUCUGGCGUUCGUAAAAGAUGCGCUUGGAUCACUCCCAAAUCUGGUAAUAGUCCUUUUUUAAUUUUCCUUAUAAUAGCAGUUGAAGUUGAUGCUUGGCUUUACUGGUCAAGCAACUGAAAUGUCAUUGUCCUCCUUAUGAUUCUGAGCUUGAGUAGUUUAAAAGAUUUGGUAUUAAGUUGGAAUUAAGUGUUUGAAUGUAGAGCUCAAAUCUUGAGUAUUUUGCUUUGUGUUCACGUGAUCUCUAUUGUACAAUGACCACAUAAACAUGAUUAGGUUCUUUAUCAUUUCCUUACAGCCAAAUCUCAAAGUGCUUAAUCGUUGUUUAAACUAAAACAACAGGAAAUUUUCAUCGAUUUUGUUUCAAUUGCUAUAUCUGAACUAACUAUCAAUAAAAAAAACAUCCCUUGAGAUUGCUACCACCCCAUUACUAUCAGAGCAAAAGCUACCCUCAAUCCUCGAAUUGCAAACCAUAUUCGCAAGGUAUUUCAAAAUCCUCGAGAUUGCAAACCAUAUUCGCAAGGUAGUUCAAUAUUUAUAGACCUGAUCAUAGUUUUUGUAAAUUUGUAUAUUAACUUGAAAGCCCCACUCCUCCCACCGGUGUUUGAGCUACAGGGACAAAAAGCACAGCUUGAGGAGAAGGCACAUAAUGUAAAAGAUGUAUCAGCAAAACAUGCGAUUGAGUUGCCAGAGACGGAAAGAACAACUUGGGUUACAACUCGAACGGGGUGAAAUCUAAGAUUUAGAGAAGGAGAUGGAUAAGCUAAAUGUGUCGCAGGUGAAGAGAGAGAGAAGCGCAAAAGUACUGUAUGUGUGUUUAUUUUUCUACUUGGAAACUCAAAUUUUAGUUGUGAGCAGGAAUCUCAGAUGCCAAA
This is a messenger RNA of Brassica rapa (field mustard), 7416 nucleotides long. Its product is annotated as probable transcription factor At1g11510. Gene Ontology annotation, cellular component: nucleus. Gene Ontology annotation, biological process: regulation of DNA-templated transcription. The record is from RefSeq and is a predicted model, not a curated record. Lineage: Eukaryota; Viridiplantae; Streptophyta; Magnoliopsida; Brassicales; Brassicaceae.